AUGCAGAGUGGUGAAGAUUUGUCAGAGAAUUUGACAAAUAAGCUUAUUGAAGAAUUAACGGACCCCACAAUAUUUGUCAGAAGUUGCAUUCUAAGGGGUUCGAAGCAUGUUUCAAAGUGUAUUGAGAAUUUUGAAAUCUCAACUAAAUAUGUUAAUGAACAACUAGAAAAACAGAUCGUUGAGUUAGGACAAAUAAGUACAAUUCAAAGAAUGUGUAAUGACAUUAUAAAAUUAGAAGAAUGUUCAAAAACUAUCGGAGAAUAUUUUUCGAAAUAUAAAAAUUCUAUUGGAAUCGAUACAAUACCUAUUAUUCAGAAAUAUGAUAGUAUUAAAGAUAACAUGUUGAUUUCAAAACGUAUUCUUCAAAUACAGAACCUUUGUAAUCGAACAAUUGAGUUCAUUUCAUUAAUCUCAAAAUUAAAGAUUCAGUUCGGGAUAAAAAAAAAACCUGAUAAUGAAGAACAAUAUAACACUUUUUUUAUGCAGUUCCAAAAUGGUAUUCCUGAUUCAGUUGAUAUUUUCAAAACAAGUAAAAUAAUUGUUGAAUUAGAAAGCAUGAUUUAUUUCAAAGAAGAGAAUGUUAUUGAGUCAGAAAAUAACGAAAAAAAAGUAAAUAAUUCAAUAGUUUCAAGUCUUGAAUUCCUCGAAGUACUCCAAGAAGAUAUUAAAUGGUUACGCAAGCUUAGUGCAAUUUAUAGGCAAAAUGGCCAUAAAAAACUUUUAAAAGGAAUCGAAGAAAUGGAUAGUGCUGCAAUUUAUUCAAGUUGCAUAAUUUUAGAUCAAUUUGGUGAAUUAUGGGAACAUAUUGAUAUAAUUGUUGAAGACGUAAUAUUGAAAAGGCUAAAUCACACAUUUCAAGUCUCUAACUUACAAAAAUGUAUUGAAACAACGGACAAAAUGGAUCAAGUUCUUGCAGUAAGUAUAGAAUACGCUACUUUUUCUAUACUAAAAGUAAUAGAAAACGCUCUGAAUCAAGUAAUAUUUGGUCUUAAGCAACUAAUCUGUAUUUAUGAUACAUUAGUUGAAAAUAAAAUUAAUAGUCAAGGAAUGAAUCAAAUGAAUUUUGUAAAUUUAUUCUGGGAAAAGUCCUUACUGUUUUUUGAAAGUGUGUUUAAUAAUAUUUAUUCUAUUAAUUCUAAGAAUCCAAACAUCCAUCAAAUUUCUUUUGGAAAAGAAAUUAUCAUCAAUAUGUCUUUAAAGCUCGAGCAAUUAUUUCAUUUGUUAAUUAACUGUUACCCUGAUAUUUCAAAUAUGUUUAACAUGGCAACAAAAAAUAUUAAAGCAUUGAUCUCCUCUUCUUCAUCAAAGGUUAUAGCUAACACGAUUGUUAAUGGUAAAAAUAUAUUGAACAGUAUUUCAAAAAUUAGAGAAACAUAUCUGUUUUCAAUAAAGGAUAGAUUUAGUAAAUUGUUUGAAUCUAUAAUUCCAAAAAAAAGUAUUUUAUCAGAUUCAUAUGAAAAAUUAAGCAGUAGGAUAUCAGAUAUUAUUCAAGAAAUAAUUAAGGAAAUUCAGAGAGCAAGUUCUUGUAAUGAAAUUUCUCAUCAAGUUUAUGAUAUUUUUAAAAAUGAACUAUUGUGUUUUAUGGUGACUUGUGAAACAAUUAUUCAACCUGAAGGGGGAAUAAUUACUUAUUUAGAAAAAACUGAAGAUCAAUCAAAUCCAAAUUUCGCAAUUGAAAUUACUAAUACAAGUCUUAAAAAAAGAUUACCAUUGCCAACAAAAUCGCACAACGUAAAUGCAAAUAUUUCUAUAAUUGCAGCAAUUUUGUCGAGUGAAAUCAAGAAAAUUUACGAAAUUGAAUUUAUAAAUAAUAUUGAUAUGGUUGGGAGGGAUCGAAUGAUUGAAUUACUUAAGUCUCUACAAUACAAAUCAUCUGGGAAGUGGUUUUCUCAAACGUCCUCAGCGAUUCUAGAAUUGAUUAUUUCUUAUUACGAUAAGAAAAAAACCAGCUCAAUGUUCGAAAGUGAUAAAUCAAAAAUUGGAGAAAACUUCCUUACACUUUCACAAGAAAUAGUAACAAACUUCUUUCAUAACUGGGCUCCCCUUCUCUAUAAUCAUGAUUAUUGGAGUAAAUGUUAUGUACUAUUAUGCAGAAAUAUUAUUAUCAUUGUUUUGGUAAAUUUUACUUUAAAGAGUGAAUUAGAUGAAGAGAGCUGUUUUGAAAUAGCUGAAGAAAUCGUUUCUCUUCAGUCGAUUGUCUCAAAUUUUAUUUCUGAUCAAACCAUAAAAAACCUUUUAUUGAAUGAUGUUAAAAUGAUACAAGAUUUUCGAAGGAUUCUUUUUUCAGAUAUAAAAUCGAUUAGAGAAGCUAUUGAUUUUUCGGGUAACACAAAAGAUAAAGAAUCAAAUAACAGUGAGAUAAUAUGGAGAUCUAUCUACGAUCUAGAUAAUUUAUUAUUUACAGUCCAUAUUCUGAAUAGAAUAUUUUAUAUCUUAAACAAAUCAAACAAUUUCUUACUCAAAACUUUCGUUGAACAUUCAAGGAUUUCGGAUUCUCAAUUAUCAAGAAUAUUGGGUUAUUUAUUAUUUAUUAAGUUUAAUAAAUGUCCAACAUGUGAAUCAGAUACAGAUUUGUUCAUUAUUUUUAAUAUAUUCAAACAAAAUGCGAGCAGUGAAUAUAUCAAUGAUCCAGAAUUAUUACCAUCAAAAAUUAGAAAUUACAUUGAUAUGAUCGAAAAAGAAUUGGAACUCCACCGUUCAUCUGUAGAUUACUCUGGUCUUAUUGACGAUUUAGAGGUAAUAAUAAAAUUUAUUAAAGAAAAUUACUACCAAAGUCUUAGUUGCCGCUCACAUUGCUCUAAUUGA
Molecule: messenger RNA, 2805 nt
Organism: Cryptosporidium ubiquitum
Lineage: Eukaryota; Apicomplexa; Conoidasida; Eucoccidiorida; Cryptosporidiidae
Exons: 1
Coding region: 1-2805 (934 amino acids)
Biological process (GO): intra-Golgi vesicle-mediated transport
Cellular component (GO): COG complex
Source: RefSeq, a predicted model, not a curated record